This is a messenger RNA of Ectocarpus sp. CCAP 1310/34, 4165 nucleotides long. The record is from the annotation of a GenBank genome assembly. Lineage: Eukaryota; Phaeophyceae; Ectocarpales; Ectocarpaceae.
UACAGCGAAACGACAGCGCCGCGGGGAGCAACUUCGGCAGCUCGGCCGGGAGCAACUCCGGCAGCGGCAACGCCGUGGCGACUCUAUCAGUAGGAGACGGGAAACACUCCUUCCGCGAGUUCUACAGCAAGAGAUUCUCGCGAUCAUUCAAUCUGGGUAAGAAGCUCGGAGAGGGGGCUUUCGCGGAGGUAUUCGAGGCGACGGUCAAGGGCGACCGACCUGGGGGGAAGUCGUACGCGGUCAAGCGGACCGUCCGGCGAGGACUAGCGAAGGAGGACGAAAAGGGGUUGCUCGAAGAGGUACGGAUACUCCGCCUCCUGCAGCACUCGAACGUGGUGACCAUUUACCAGUUCUUUAAGGACGAUCCCGACUACUACUACAUGGUGCUGGAGAAUAUGGCGGGGGGCGAGCUGUUCGACCGCAUCGUUCAGAAGACGUACUACAACGAGGAGGAGGCGAGAGACCUGUGCCGCGUCCUUCUGGACUCGGUCAAGUACUGCCACGAGCUGGGCAUCGUCCACCGGGACCUCAAGCCCGAGAACCUCCUCCUCACCUCCAAGCACGACGACGCCGGCAUCAAGCUCGCGGACUUCGGCUUCGCCUGCAGCGUGCUGAACGGCCCCGUGUCGGAGCAGUGCGGGUCGCCGGGUUACGUGGCGCCGGAGAUCCUCAGGGCGCUGCCGUACGGGACGUCGGUGGACAUGUGGAGUGUGGGCGUGAUCAUCUACACCUUGCUCGGGGGCUACCCGCCCUUCCACGACGAGAACCAGACGCGAUUGUUCCGCCGCAUCAAGGCCGGGAGCUUCAAGUUUCAUGACGAGUACUGGAGCAACACCUCGCUCGAGGCCAAGGACUUAAUCCGGAAGCUCCUCCUGGUGGACCCGGCGAAGCGAAUGACGGCCACCCAGGCGGCGGAGCACCCCUGGCUGCUCACCACGGGAGAGUCCCUCGCUAGCCACAACUUGGGCAAGAACCUCGACCAGCUCAGAAUCUUCAAUGCUACGAGGAAGCUGAGAGGCGCCAUCCAGUCGGUAAUCGCGGCGAAGAAGCUCGGCAAGUCGUUCGGGCUGCAGAAUUUCUCGUGAGCCUACCACACACACCGCGCGGGGGGCGGCACGCGGCGUGUACGUGCGUAAGACUACAUUUUUUGUUCUCUUGUUUGGGGAGGUGCUCCGGCAGAGGAUCAAUCCGUCAAACCCGCGCACGACCGACUGCUGUUUUCUUUUCGUGCCCGCCCGUGCCGGUCGGUCGGUCUGUCCGGUCAAUCCCGUUGCCGCCUGCGGUACGGUACAUAUCUGGUGUACCGUGGUGUGCAUCUCGCCUUCCCCCCGAAAGUUCUGACUUGUGCUGCAGUACUGUUCCCAACACUGAAAUACAGUACAAAUCUGGUGUGCCAUUGGUGUGUGGUGUGUGCCCUGUCAUGUCUUCCCCCCGACAGACGGUUGCGAAGGUAUACCGCACCGACUCUGGUAAAAUGUCAGUCGACGGAUACCAUUGGGAUCGGCUCCUUGACACGGUGCCGACUUGUGUUGUGCGGGAAUCAAUCGUGAUCUUGACUACACGUAUAUGCUGGUGUGGUUUUGGCAUAGGGCCAUGCCUUGCCAUGAUGCUAAUUGUCUCGGGGUCUCUCUAUGUCUUGUCAAAGGCGGCGGGCAGGCAAAAGUUGACCUGUGACCGUUUUUUUUUUUAGUUGUUUUUCUACUUGUGUUGUUUUCGGUCGGAUUGCGUGCCCUUGUUUGAAGAUACAAGAAACAUGUGCGAACCGGAAGCACUGUCGGGGCGUGGGCAUUCAUUGAGUCCAUCGUGGUGGUGCAAUCAGUUGGCGGCGGUGAAACAAGCCUUUUCGAUGGUCGAUCGCGUGUAAGGCAUACAUGGUUGCUGGUUUGGAGGGACGGAGGUAGGCAUGGGUGGGUUGCGGCAGGCAUGCCCGGCUGGGAUUUCGUGCGCCCUUUGUUUCGUUGGUUGCUUUAUUGCCUCGACGGUAUGUGUGACCUUCGCUGGUAUUCCAUACCACACCAUUCCGUACCACACCGUUAGUGCACGGACGCCGAGUCUACAUGUUGGCGCACCAGGGUCCAGGAGAUUGAAGCGGGAGAGAGGGGGGCUUCGGUUCGGGUCGGGUCGGCGGCGGGAGGAGACGGGCGCUGUGUGUUGGUACCUUCCGAAGUAUCGUCGUCCCAUGGUAUGUAGCGGAGGCCUGUUUCCGUGGUGUGUUUUGUGGUAUGGUGCUGGUGUUGUGCCGUCAAGGUUGUUGAAAGUGGCGUCGCUUGCCACUCCUCCCGCGGGGCGUAGCGUGGGAUUCCUCGUUGAGACCAACAACAACACCGAGUGCCUGCGACAACCGCGACACACGCCAGCGACAACGAAAGCUUUCGAUCGUAGGUGCGAUUGGGCCCUCGCCUUCUCCUUAUAGGUUCGUGCUUACCACACAGGUGGUGGCAAGCAGAAGGUUUUAUCCAUAUCAAGGGCACGCCAAGAUGUAAGAAGAGAAAAGGGGAAUGGUGCGGUUCUGGCUGGGCGACGGGAGGGGGGGGGGGACCGGACGCUCGCCGUUUCUUGAUUUGUCGCAAGCGCACAUGAUGAGGAUGUUGUUGCUUCUGCUGCUCUUCUUGUCGCUGGUAUAUUUCCGUAGGUGUGUUUGCUAUCCUAAGUGUCGGAAGACAGGCAGGGGGUGACGCGGGUGGAAGAGCGCUUGGAUUUGAAGAGUCGGUUGCCGAACGGCUUGACGGUACGGUGUAAUAUGGUACGGUAUGUUGUAUUGAUGGCGCGUCCUCGUCGACGGCACAACGGGUCAUUAGUUAGACUUGGCAAUUGGUCAGGUGGAGUAAGAUAGGGGUGCGAGGCAGGAGUGUUUCCUUGUCGUUAGGUCAAGACGAUCCUGACACAAACGGGGGGGAGGGGGCGGGGUGUCAAGGUGUUGCAUGAGAGGGCAACGAGAUCCUGAUACAAAUGUGUGUGUGUGUGUGUGUGUGCUUCGAAGGUGGCAGCUUGAUCGCUGUGUUUGAGCGACGUCCGGCCACCACGCGCGCUCUCUCUGGGAGAGGUAUCUAUCUGCGGCCUUUUCGAGAGAGUUCACCGUUGGCAUAUCAUAUGUUCAGAGGACACAAGGUUUGGGACAGGGAGUAAAAUAGGCGGAAAGGGGAUGGGGGCUGACGUAGAGUGGUGGAGUGGAGUGAGGUACAGGGAUCGGUUGGCUGUUUUUCCUUUUUCUUCACGUUUCAGUGUAAAAUUUUUGUCAGUUUUUUAUGCCCGCGGCGGGUGCUGCAGGUGCGCCAUGCGAAUGCCACCCCACACCACACGUAAGAUACCUCUCUUGCUUGCGAAUAAUCAAUCUACCAACACGCCCGGGUGUUGGUCGUUUCAUCUCGUGCCUCCCUCUGUACUUGAUCUGAGAGAAGUUUUUAAGAUUGUGUUGGGGCGUAUUGAGCCGUAAAGAAAACGACCCACCCGGUGCCGUACUCUGUAGAGUUGGUGGUGGUGGUCGGGUGCUAUCUUCCGUGUGUGGUAUCAUCCGUCACCUACGGUAGAUGGUAUAUAGUAUGCUGGGUUUCAAUAUGGGGACCUCGUCGCUCGAGGGGGAAUUGGUAACGGGGGGGGGGGGGGGGGGUUGAAGGGAUUUACGGCGUUCUUGCGUGGUUCAAUUAAAUCACAGGCAAAUUCGGAUAUGCAAGGGCGCGUGAAUGCGCCAUGUUCAAUGUGAAUGUCGCUGGGGGGGGGCAUCUUCUUUGGGUUUUUGCUUGUGGGGAUGGACUACAGACAGUACUGCUGCUGUUAGGAAGAGUCCCGUUGCCGCUGCUGGCUGCUUGCUGUGCUUGAGGCCCGAACAGCACGCGUUCGUUUUUUCGUUUUUUCGGGUUGGGGAGGGUGGUUGGGGGACACACCGCGUUGAUGUCAAGCCGCAGGCCUCCCGCACAUAUGGUUUUUUUCUUCUUCUCUCAGCGGAAAUUUGGGCCCCGAGAGCGAGCACUGACCAACCAGCGCGAGGCUGUGUCUCUUCGAUUCUUGUGGUUGUAGAAACAAGCCACAAGAGAGGGUUGUUCUGGUGCGCGAGGGUUCGUUUGCUACAGUACAUCUGUAAUCAUGAAGUAUGUGUUUCCAGUAGCUCUCUCUCGCACCCGAACAUGUCGCGCAAGGCGUCUGGGAGACCCCCCCCCCCCCCCCCCCC